CGGGGCGGGGCCCCUUCCAGGGCACUUGGGCCGGGCCAGGGCUGAAGCUCUCACCUCCGAGUCCAGUCGCCCGCUAGUCUAGGUUCCGACGUACCUGGGCUUUCCCCGCAGAUCCCCGCCCCCCUUUCCCGUGCAUGGAUCCCACGGGCAUGGGCUGGCCCCUGUGGGCUCUGCUCUUCGCCCUGGGGCUGAGUUCCCCAGGGGGUGCUCGUGCCCGGGAUGCUGUGACGCCGGCCCAGGUGCCCACGCUGCUGCCCCUGGUUAGGGCGCUUCUGCGAGAAGGCCCCCGGAGACCCCCCCGACGGCAGUUGAGCCUGGAGCGUCCAGUGCAGUACAUGCUGGAGCUGUACCGGCAGAACGCGGACUCGCAGGGGCACCCACGCGGGAACCGUGUCUUCCACGCCAACGUCGUGAGGCUGGUGAGGCCGGCGGCCCGCCGCGUGCUGCCCCGCCAAGGGCCUUGGUAUGUACAAACCCUUGACUUCCUGCUUCAACCAAACCACAAAGUGGACCAGCUGUUGAGGGCUGCCAUUACCUACUGCCCUAGUCUCCACCUGUCUCGCUCCCAUUUUUCCUGCCAUGUGGAACCCUGGGCCCCUAAGAGUACCAUCCUGCCGGGAGGAGGUUCGCCGGGUCUCAUUUUGCCCGAGACCUGGGCAGAGAUGGAUCUCACUAAUUACAUUCAGCGUCAGGUCUGGCCUCAGAAGGGGAGAGGGUUCCUUCGUAUCCAGGUCAGGUGUCAGCAGCGAGAAAAGACGAAGGUUGGCCUUGGGUGGAGGCAGGCGUUGACCUCCGACACUGCUUUUCUGGUUCUGUAUCUCAAUAAUACCUUUAAGAACGUGCCACGAAUCAGGCCGCAAGAAUCUCUGGUGGAGGAGCCCGGGGGAACGGAUCCCCUGGCCCUGGCCCUGACCCGGCAGGUCCGUCAGGUGGGCCCCGUGAGAUCCGAGAUGCCUCGCCACUCACAGGAGCAGACCCACUGUGCUCUCUACCCUUUCCAGGUCAGCUUCUCCCAGCUGGGCUGGGACAGCUGGGUCAUCGCCCCCCGUCGGUACAACCUCAACUACUGCAAGGGGAUCUGCCCGUGGAUGUUACACUCUGGCUUUCACUCACCCAACCAUGCCAUCAUUCAGAACCUUAUCAACACCAUGGUGGACAGUAAUGUCCCCCGGUCCUCGUGCGUACCUUACAAGUACACGCCCAUCAGCAUCCUGCUGAUUGAGGCCAGCGGCAGCAUCCUGUACAAAGAAUUUGAAGACAUGAUUGCAGAGUCCUGUACCUGCAGGUGAGCAUGGAAGCCAGGAGGUUUCUGCUUGCUCGCUGCCAUCGAUCUCAAAAAGCAGUGCUCCCUUCACUGAUCCCUACACUCUGUUCUAGUCCUCACCCUGCCAAGCACAGUCAUUCUUUUUGUACUUUUUCUGCUCACCUCACUUAUAUUCCCACAGUGGAUUUAAAAACUAAACCCAGGCUUGAGCCUGGCUAAUACCUAAUAUCUUGGGACACAAUUUCUUUGGGAGUCCUGCUUCCUUCUGCUUCCUGUUGAUGAGAAGCCAUCUUGCCUGAAGAAUCCUCGGGACUGGUACGGUAGAAGUAGCUGGGCAACGCAACCCAGAGCUCCAGAGUCAAAGCCACCAGAUUGUCAGGAAUACAGAUCUGGAGAUCUGGUGAGGGGAUGAGGCGGCAAGUCCAUGUUUUUAAGCACCCCCACCUCCAGGAGAGGAGGUGGGGUUCUUGGCACUCAUGGCUCUUGUAUCUGUUCUGGACCAUCGGCUUUUGCUUCGGCCCUGGCUGGGCCUUCAGAGCCCCAUUAUUCCUUAGCUGCUGCCUGGGCCCUCGUGGUCCUUUCCUUUCUUAACCAGGAUGUAGAAAGAAGUGGGCUGAGGGGAGAAGUCCUGGUUUGACUUGAGAUUGAUUGUUUAUAGGGUUCACUUCUCUCCAAUCCAUGUCUACUUGGGGCGGGGGGGACGAGGGAAAGAGCAGUUCGAUUGCUUCCUUGCAUCUUUUUUUAAAAAAAAUGUCUAGGACAGAAAGCUUCAUUGAAUAUGUUAUGUGCAAGUAAAGUCAGCCCACUGGGUGCUAGCCUUGGGGGAAGGGCGGAGGGCCCAGAGGCGGGCCGCUUCAGGAUAGGGUGGAAGGCCCACUAUGCUAGGCUGGGGUGGAGGGCAUGCAGUCAUGCAGACUUGCUGUAAAUUUUAAACUUUAUUAAGGCCGAGGGCCAUGGCUGUAACCCUGGCACUUCCUUAAAGUUCUGAUAUCACUUGGGCUGGGAUGGAAGGGCCCGCUUGAAGCGGGGCCCUUGUAUACAAGGCCCCGUCUCAAGCAGGCCCCUUGUACACAGAUUGGGGAGGAGAGCCAGGGGGAGGCACUGCCUGUAACAGGCGGCUUAUUUUCUGACCGUAAAUAUUCAAAGAAGAGUUUUCUAUUUUUAUGCUGUAAUAAAUUAACUUUUGCAUGAGAAAA
This is a messenger RNA of Antechinus flavipes (yellow-footed antechinus), 2460 nucleotides long. It is a transcript of the gene BMP15, whose product is annotated as bone morphogenetic protein 15. Lineage: Eukaryota; Metazoa; Chordata; Mammalia; Dasyuromorphia; Dasyuridae. Gene Ontology annotation, cellular component: extracellular region. Gene Ontology annotation, molecular function: growth factor activity; cytokine activity. The record is from RefSeq and is a predicted model, not a curated record. The transcript is spliced from 2 exons. Gene Ontology annotation, biological process: SMAD protein signal transduction; BMP signaling pathway. Bases 135 to 1289 code for a protein of 384 amino acids.